This is a messenger RNA of Salvia miltiorrhiza (redroot sage), 818 nucleotides long. RefSeq lists its product as uncharacterized. The record is from RefSeq and is a predicted model, not a curated record. Bases 163 to 597 code for a protein of 144 amino acids. Lineage: Eukaryota; Viridiplantae; Streptophyta; Magnoliopsida; Lamiales; Lamiaceae. The transcript is spliced from 2 exons.
CCCUACAAAUGGCUUAAACUUGAACAUUGUUGCAAAUUAAAUACUCCCACACAACGUUUCCACUCAAGAUUUAAGCAGGGUUUUUAAUUUCAUUGUAGAGGGAGAGAGAGAUAGAGUAGCAUCAGCAAUUCAGCAGUUGUUGAUUUGGAAGACUGAUUAAGGAUGUGGAACGGCAACGGAAAUUCGGUGAUGAAGACUGCGAUGAGGUAUUUCUCCACGAGCUCGCGGAAGCGCGCCCCCAAUUUGAGGAAGAUAAACCCUAGAGUUCCAUUUCCGGAGGCCGCCUACAUUGCCGAAGGUCUCUACGACGUCAUCAAGGCCAAUGGCCCUCUCACCAUCGGAAACGCGUGGAAUCACGUCAAGGAAGCUGGUAUCAGUGGACUAAACAGCAAAACACACAUGAAGAUUAUGCUAAAGUGGAUGAGGGGUAGGAGUAUGCUCAAACAAAUCUGUAACCAAGUUGGAUCUAACAAGAAAUUUCUGGUCACCACAUAUCUAGAUGCAUCUCAGACGGACCAGGUGAUCGACUCCCCAGAACCAGAAGUGAAGCCAAAAACUCAGAAACCUGCAAAGUCUGAUAGAAAACGAGCACGAUAAUGGGUGCGUGUGCCGCGCGAUUUUUGUUAUUUUCCUCUCCUCUUUUUGGGCCUUUAGUGAAAAUGUCAGUGUAGUUGAGCUCAAACAAUUUCCCAUUCAAGGUAUGGAUGUGUUGUAGUUCCAUGUGACAUGCUCUUUGAUUUGUUUGGAACAUAAAUUUGCUACUAUUUUGUUCUAUAAGCAAAGACAAUAUACUACCGCCCUUCUCCCCCAAAAGAAAA